CCAUUUCAAACUUUAUACGGUUGGGUUUCCGGUAACACUCAUAUGAUUUAAAAGAAAAACCCUAAUUUCUAAUUGAAAAAUCUGUGCAAAAAAAAUCAAAAUACAAUCAAGAUGGACACCCAAGAGUCAGCAGCAGCAGAGGACAAUGUAUUGAGAAUCAAAAAUACUAUGGAAACGGAGGAAGAAGACGAUGAUGGAAUGGCUCUAACUCACCUCUCUCAGCCAAGCUCUAUCACUUCUUCAAAUCCUAAAUCUCAUAUAACGAAGGUAACUCUUGCUGAUCCAGUGAAGGAGUCAAUAGAAUCUGAAAAUAGGAGUCUUAUGGUUGAGAAUGGUAAAGCUAAAUUGCUAGACCCUAUAGAGCGAGCUGAAGAGAUUCGUUCGAGUUUAGACCCUAAAUUCCCAAGUUUCGUUAAACUUAUGGUUAAGUCACAUGUUUCAGGGGGAUUUUCUCUGGGGAUUCCCUCGAAAUUCUGUGCUAAAUUUAUGUUAAAAGAAGACAUUUCAAUGACUUUGUUGGAUGAAGAAGGGAAAGAGCACAUUGCAAAAUACCUUGCUGGAAAAUGUGGACUCAGUGCUGGAUAGAGAGGGUUUGCUAUUGAUCACAAGUUAGUAGAGGGGGAUGCAGUGGUUUUCCAGUUAAUCGAGAUUAAUAAAUUCAAGGUAUACAUUGUAAGGACAACUGGUUUAGCAGAACUUGAUGGUGCUUUUGGCUGUGUACAACUGGAAGCUUGUGCGCAGAAAAGUUGUCUAGGCAAGGCAGGCAAUGAUAUGAAGCCGACGAGAAAAACUGUUGUAGGGAAACCAAAGCGUCUUCCUUUACCUGUUGCUGAUCAACCUAAAAAUUGCAGUGAAGAGGCAGAUUCAGAGAAUUUGGAAGGUAUUAGAUUUGCAAGCUCGGUGCCUGAGUUUCAAGAUAUCAAGAAUGUAGAGAGUUUCACCAUAAUCUAUAACGAUUUGAAUAUAGAUUCGGAAAUGUCCAAACAUGUAAGGUCAAGAUACUACGAGCUCUGCUGCAGUCAGAAUUCCUUCUUGCAUAAAAAUCUUGUACCCGGCCUCAAUUGUAAAUUAGUUGCAGGUAUGAUUUGUGAAACUGUCAACAUUUCUGAUGCCAUUCAAUCUAGCCAAGUUAGCAGUACUUCUAGGGAUGUGUUUCAGUUAUGGAGAAAGAGUUUGGAAGCAUUUGAGCACCUUGACAUGAAUGUGGGUUUUUUGCUUCCUCGGUUGGAUGAGCUUAUGAAGCUGGCCUCUGAACAGUAGAUCUGAAAAGGGACAGAGAAGCUAUGUUGAACGAAAGCUUGCAGAAGAGUAGAUGAAAUUUUUGAAAGGCCAAUACUCCCUGGUAAUUUAUUCAGUAGUAUAUGCAGACUAAGAUAGGGUCCUUGGAGUAAUUUGGAUCUCAAAUUUUUGGUAACCUAUGAAGCAAAUCUCAAAAUUUUGGCAACUUACAGAGAUGUGUCUUCUUCUAUUUUUGGCGCAACACUGUAAGCUUGUGAAUGCUUCUUGUUGUUUCAUCAAAACGGGCAAUCUAUAUAGAAAUCAGCAUUUCAGAAUUUAGUUUUUCUUACCAGAAUGUGUAAAUUUUCUCUUUGUAACCAGACAAUCGGGAAAUUUAUGAAUACAAGUGCUAAAUUUCUAU
Molecule: messenger RNA, 1639 nt
Organism: Papaver somniferum (opium poppy)
Lineage: Eukaryota; Viridiplantae; Streptophyta; Magnoliopsida; Ranunculales; Papaveraceae
Product: B3 domain-containing protein Os01g0234100-like
Exons: 6
Coding region: 112-585 (157 amino acids)
Molecular function (GO): DNA binding
Source: RefSeq, a predicted model, not a curated record